UUAAAAUUCUUCAACUUACUUAUCGGCGCUGUACAAAACAAUUUAAAUUUAUUAUAAUUUCGGCUUCUAGAUACUGCAGUACAGAAACAAUCACAUAUUCAUUUUAUUCGACAACGAUUAAUCAUUGUCUAAUUUAAUUCCUCUUAAUUUAGUGAAAAUUGUGUAAUGUUAAACUGACCUCUACAUCUAAAAAACAAGGACAAUGCUAUCAAAAAAACGAAUAAUCCUAACAAGAUUACAUGCUAAUGUUCGGUUAAAAUAUCGGUCCUUCACAACUCCCCCAAGUGUAGCCGAUAUUGAAGUGCCUUUUUCUAAUAGCAAUAACUUAAAGUUAUCAACGGGUCGCUAUGCCAGAUUUGCUGAUGGGUCAAGCAUUGCCACGCUGGGCAACACCAGCGUGCUGUCCACGGUGGUUUCGAAGGCCAAGGCUGGCCCCAGCUCGUUCCUUCCACUCACCGUGGACUACAGACAGAAAGCGGCAGCCGCUGGACGGAUACCCACUAAUUUCUUAAGAAGAGAACUUGGCCCAACUGAAAAGGAGAUCUUAACUUCAAGACUGAUAGACCGCUCACUUCGCCCCCUGUUUCCUAAGAACUACAACUAUGAGACCCAGAUAGUAUGUACAAUGCUGGCAGUAGACUCAGUAAACUCUCCAGAGACUGUAGCUAUUAAUGCAGCGAGCACUGCCCUAGCUCUGUCCGAUGUGCCAUGGAACGGACCAGUAGGAGCAGUCAGAAUAGGCCAAAUAGACAACGAGAUAAUUGUGAACCCAACCCGCAAGGACAUGGAGAAGUCGGAGCUGAACCUUGUGGUGACCGCGGCAGCCAGCAACCUGGUGGUCAUGCUGGAAGGCAGCGCUAAUAACAUUCUACAACAGGACCUACUGAAAGCCAUCAAACUAGGUACAAAAGAAGCACAGAACAUAGUCCGCUCCAUAGAGAAGUUAGCCAAGGAACACGGGCGGCUGAAGCGCGAGUACGAGGCGCCGGCGCCGCUUGACCCGGCUGUCGUGGAGAGCAUACGGACACUGUCUUCCAUGAAGAUUAGGGAGAUAUUGAGUGACUACUCUCACGACAAGACCUCCCGAGACAACGCUCUCUCAGCCCUCCGCGCGACAGUGCUCAACCAACUACGUGACACUAAUGUCGAAGUGUCGGUGCUGUCGGACACCUUCACUGACAACCUGCAGCAGAUAUUCAGAGACUGCAUCUUUGACGGGACGCGGUGCGAUGGGAGGGAUGAGUGUCAGCUGAGGGAUAUUAGUUGUGAGGUAGGCCUCUACGAGCCCCUCCACGGCUCGGCGCUGUUCCAGCGCGGGCAGACGCAAGUGCUCAGCACCGUCACCUUCGACUCUCCGGAGAGUGCGCUCAAGAUGGACCCUUUGACUAUGCUUACUAGCGGCCUAAAAGAGAAGAACUUCUUCCUCCACUACGAGUUCCCGCCCUACGCCACGGGCGAGGUGGGGCGGGGCGGGGGCGGCGCGGGGCGGCGGGAGGCGGGGCACGGCGCGCUGGCGGAGCGCGGCCUGCUGCCCGCCGUGCCCGCGCAGCCGCUCACUGUGAGGGUCACUGCGCAGGUGCUGGAGUCUAAUGGUUCAAGCUCAAUGGCAUCAGUAUGUGCCGGCUCCCUGGCUCUCUACGACGCGGGGGUGCCCUUGUCCGCGCCGGCCGCCGGGGUCGCCGUCGGGCUGGUCACGAGAUACGACGACGCGGGACACAUAGCCGACUACAGGAUACUCACUGAUCUGCUGGGCAUAGAAGAUUACUUUGGCGACAUGGACUUUAAAAUAGCGGGUACUAAGAAGGGCAUCACAGCGUUCCAAGCAGACAUCAAGAUACCGGGGCUUCCCCUCAAGAUCGUCAUGGAAUCUAUACAAAGAGGUUGCGAAGCGAAGAGUAAAAUUAUAGAUAUUAUGAACCAAUGUAUAGACAAGCCAAGACAAGGUCGUAAAGAAAAUAUGCCGGUAUUAGAAGAAAUGGAAGUAGAAAUACACAAGAGGCCUAAACUGUUAGGUCUUGGAGGAUCCAACCUGAAGAAGCUUUACAUAGAAACUGGUGUACAGAUAACCCCAAUAGACGAGACAAAAUACAGCGUGUUCGCACCAUCACAAGCCGCCAUGGACGAGGCUAAAGCUCGCAUCGACACGUGGCUGUCCACCGAACGCACGCCAGACCUGGAGUUUGGAGCCGUGUACAAAGCUAAAGUAGUUGAAAUGAGGGACAUAGGAGUGCUGGUCACGCUGUACCCCGGCAUGAGUCCUACUCUGCUGCAUAACUCGCAGUUGGACCAUCGGAAGAUAAUGCACCCGUCAGCGCUAGGCCUGGACGUCGGCUCAGAGAUCCAGGUCAAAUACUUCGGUCGCGACCCCGUGUCGGGUCAAAUCAGACUGUCUAGGAAAGUUCUAGUGUCCCCACCACCCGGACUUGUAAGAAAACUAGACAAAAGCUAGUGUUAGGAAUAAAAUUUUAAAAGAGUUUUAUUAUUGUGUUGAUUUGAGAAAGAAAGGACAAAUUGUUAAGUAUAGAUGGCGCCACGGGUAAUGAAGAUCGUCUGUGAUUACGUGUGCUGUCAGUUUGGUUAUCCCUUCUCUGAUUGGCUGAGACAGUGAUAGUGCGGCGUAUGAUUGGUCAGUUGUUUCCUUUGUUCCGUGAAGCAUGUUUGUUUUUGUUAUAUUGUUUAUGUUGAGAUACAUUGUUUUAAUCGAUGGUACGAAUUUGAUAACUUUCGUAUAAGACUGUCAACAGUCUUCGAAAAAACCUAUUACAUAAUUGUGUAUGUAUGUAUGUACUUACUGUGCGUGUGGUAUAUUUUGGUGAAACCAAAAAUUCUUGUGAAUAUGAUGUAAAUAUAAAUACAUAAUUACUAUUACCUGAAUAUAUUCUAAUGUUUUAUUUACUAUUUCUUGAGGAAGGUUUAAAUAAAAACAAGAAUUAUCGUUUUAAUUGUAUAUUGAAAGAGAUUUCUGUACAAUUUACAGAGUAUCGUAUCACAAAAGGACGUUUGUCGAAGGCACUUAAUUACACCUAAUUACCAACUCGCUGGGCUAAUAUUACGCGCCCAACGAGAAAACUUAACAUAAUAAUAUACCUUUAAUACGUACAUUCAAACAAAGUAAUUGUCAAAAAAUAAAGGAAUCAAGUAACAAUACUUCUAACAUUAAACGAUUAAAUACGUAAAAGUCAUUAAAAAACAUAGCGAUAAAAGUAACUUCAAGUUUCACUCAACACUGCAGUCUUUGAUAUUUAUUGUGACUACCAGCAUUUAACAUUAAAUAUAUCAAUUAUAUAACAUUCAUAUAAUAGACACUUCUCUUAUCAUUAUGUACAAUUAUAUUCGAUCAAGAGCGCUCUGCGCAGAGCGAAAUAACACCUAAACCGUGCGACAUAGGAAAGGAAAUACAAUGGCAAUAGAUUCACUACUAUCCUCUU
This is a messenger RNA of Plutella xylostella (diamondback moth), 3428 nucleotides long. It is a transcript of the gene PNPase, whose product is annotated as polyribonucleotide nucleotidyltransferase 1. Gene Ontology annotation, biological process: mitochondrial RNA 3'-end processing; mitochondrial mRNA catabolic process. Lineage: Eukaryota; Metazoa; Arthropoda; Insecta; Lepidoptera; Plutellidae. The record is from RefSeq and is a predicted model, not a curated record. Gene Ontology annotation, molecular function: polyribonucleotide nucleotidyltransferase activity; 3'-5'-RNA exonuclease activity; RNA binding. Gene Ontology annotation, cellular component: mitochondrion; cytosol.